This is a messenger RNA of Salarias fasciatus (jewelled blenny), 711 nucleotides long. It is a transcript of the gene dusp26, whose product is annotated as dual specificity phosphatase 26. Gene Ontology annotation, molecular function: MAP kinase phosphatase activity; protein tyrosine/serine/threonine phosphatase activity. NCBI's taxonomy places the organism in Eukaryota, Metazoa, Chordata, Actinopteri, Blenniiformes, Blenniidae. The transcript is spliced from 4 exons. Gene Ontology annotation, cellular component: cytoplasm. Bases 115 to 711 code for a protein of 198 amino acids. The record is from RefSeq and is a predicted model, not a curated record. Gene Ontology annotation, biological process: protein dephosphorylation; negative regulation of MAPK cascade.
CCUCAUCAUCAUCUCAUCACCUCCUCCAUCCUCCCGUUAGAAUAAAUGAGUCAACAUGGCCGCGGAGCUGCCGGACCUGCUCAGCCGCUGAGAUUCACCCUCCUCACAGGCUAGAUGGCGUUCAUGUCCCGGUUCUCCCGGUCCCGGAGCAGCUCGCGCUCCCCGAGCAGGAGGGACUCGGAGCGCGCGCCCCCGACGCUCAGCGUGUCCGAGCUGGAGCGGCUGCUGUGCACGGGCAAGACGGCGUGCAACCACGCGGACGAAGUGUGGCCCAGGCUCUACAUCGGGGACCAAGACAUCGCGUCGGACCGCCGGGAGCUGGCCCGGCUGGGCAUCACACACAUCCUGAACUGCGCGCAGAGCAAGUGGCGCGGUGGAGCAGAGUACUACUCCGGCAUGAACAUCACCUACCACGGCAUCGAGGCCCACGACUCCCCGACCUUCGACAUGAGCGUCAACUUCUACCCCGCCGCCGAGUUCAUCCACAAAGCCCUGGCCGGCGGAGGGAAGGUUCUGGUCCACUGCACGGUGGGGGUGAGCCGCUCCGCCACGCUGGUCCUGGCCUACCUGAUGAUCCGGCAGAACCUGACCCUGGUGGAGGCCAUCAAGACGGUCAAAGACCACCGCGGCGUCAUCCCCAACCGGGGCUUCCUCCGCCAGCUCAACGGCCUGGACGGCAUCCUCAGGGAGAGCCGCAAGACGUCCCCCUAG